AUGGCCGAAAGCAAGCAGAAUCGGGAAGAUGUUCUCACAUGUUCUAUAUGUAUGGAAACUUUCCGGAAACCAGUAAUGCUACCCUGUCAGCACAGUUUUUGUAGGGAAUGCAUUGAUUUGUAUGCUGCCAAGUCCAAAUCUGUACAGACAGACGAGACCUCCGGCAGCACGGGGCUGAUCUCUUGCCCUGUGUGUCGGGCACCGACCAAUCUGGGGAGAGAAGGUGUGGCUGGUCUGCUUCCCAACUUUCAUCUGGCAGAAAUGGUGGAGAGGUUCUCGUCUGUUGUAAUGGUUGAGGAUGAAAUCCCAUAUUGUUCUCUGUGUGUAGACAAUCAGGCUAAAGCUGUCAAGUUUUGUACCAGCUGUGGUGUGUUCUACUGUGAGGAAUGUCUUGCAAAUUUCCAUCCAAUGAGGGGGCCUCUAAAACGUCAUCGACUGAUUUCGGCUCUGGAGUACCUCUCCCAGGAAACCUCACAGGGUCAAGUCAGCAGGGACCACCAAUCAGCUCAGCAGCCGUCAUGUGCCAGACACUGUCAGCCAUUCAUCUUGUUCUGUGAACCGUGUCGAAUGGUGAUCUGUCUGGGGUGUGUGGUUGACCACCCGGGACACGCCAUGCGGGAUAUACCAUCGUCAGCUGAGAAUGACAAGGUAAUGCGAAAAAGACAUUCGUAUAUCAUGCAGCCAUCAACCAAAAUGGAUGUUCAGAGUCAUUAA
Liolophura sinensis is the source of this 714-nucleotide messenger RNA. Its product is annotated as E3 ubiquitin-protein ligase Midline-1-like. The record is from RefSeq and is a predicted model, not a curated record. Gene Ontology annotation, molecular function: zinc ion binding; ubiquitin protein ligase activity. The transcript has a single exon. Bases 1 to 714 code for a protein of 237 amino acids. NCBI's taxonomy places the organism in Eukaryota, Metazoa, Mollusca, Polyplacophora, Chitonida, Chitonidae.